Molecule: messenger RNA, 3363 nt
Organism: Acytostelium subglobosum LB1
Lineage: Eukaryota; Evosea; Eumycetozoa; Acytosteliales; Acytosteliaceae
Exons: 3
Coding region: 1-3363 (1120 amino acids)
Biological process (GO): sexual reproduction
Source: RefSeq, a predicted model, not a curated record
AUGGACAUUCAUACUACCAAGGUGAUUCAAGUCCAAGAGAUACUGCACGUUGUCCAAAUGGAGGCAACAUUAGAUACUGUUGCAGAGAAUCAAUGGAUAAUAGCAAAUCUAAUGACAGGCAAUGAAUUUUAUCAUAUAUCAGGCAGUUCAAGUGAUAAAGGAUUCACAUUCACACAUGAUUAUGGCAAUAAUGUUGGUUUCCAGUAUUAUGAUGGUGUAGCAGAUCGUUGCAAGACCAGUUGUUUAUGGCCUCCAAGACAUCCAACAUUCUCGGCGACUGCCAACAAGAUGGUGAUGAGCAAUGUGAACUUUAAGGGCUUCCAACAGAAUGAUGAUCCAGCAAAUUCACACGCGCCAAUAUGCGAGAUCAACACAGCCAAUGACUGGGAGCCAACAAACACCGUGGGCACUGAUGGUGGUGUCGUCACUUUCAAGCGAAUCAGCACGCCGCCUGCCCCCAUCGGUGGUCCACUCACCUUCACCAACUAUGCUGACAACACCCGCAAGUUCACUUGUCAAAUCCCCGCCGGUACCAUGGCCACCUUCACCUGCGCCAUCCCACCUGGCACCGGCUAUUGGACCAUGUUAAACAGUACCAUGAAUAUAUAUCAUCAAUAUGAACCACCCUUCUUAUCUUAUUCAUACUUGACACUUGGUGCAACUCCAUCGGUGACGAUUGUAGGUGGCAACUUUGGAAUUGAUGCCUCAAAGAUCCAGGUCACUUUUGGACUCAAUGAUGAGAGACCCUGCACUGGUGUAUCAUUUGUGGUUAAUGCCAUUGGUGUGGCAAUCACCUGUACACCAGACUUUAGAAAGCCAGAUGUCUUGCCAAUCAUUGUCACAGUGGAUGGUGUAUCAUAUCGUUCGUACCGCGUGCCAUUCGUUUACCAGAACGGCCCUGUGCCCUACCUGUACACAUUGAUGAAGCCACUGACCGACCAAGCCACCGGACUGCUCUACGCUCAGAAGCGAUCGGCUGGCACCUAUGCAAGCUUCCUCGGUGCGUUCGCCGACGCCAACACCUUUAACUUUUUCAACACGAUCAGGACUUCAGGAACAGAGGACAAUCAGAUGGCCGACUAUGACACAUUCAUGGGCAUCAACCGAACUGGUGGCCAGUUCUUAUGGAACAACGGACCGUACAAUGGCCAGGCCAUGACACCUUAUGGCGCACCCAGUGUCACAGCCGACACCUCAAGGAUAGAAUACUAUAUUAAUGUCACAAACAGCCAGUUGAAGCCACUGAUUACCGACAUCUUCCUUUCAAUCUUGGUCCAAUAUGCCAACACUGCCCCGCUCACCAAGCAACCACCAUUCGUUGGUAUCCCCACGUCUGGCGCCACAAUCAAUGUGACUGUUAGCAACUAUGGACUGCUCUACAGCAAAGUCAUUGCCACGAUGGGUAACAACAAUUUGGUCGUCUCCACCCCCGACGCACGCACGCCCCAGAUCAAGAGUCUCGUCAUCCCUCCCGGCUACAUCACCUCAGACAUCAAGCUCACAGUCGAUGGCUACACCCCCGCCCAGAUACUCACAACUAUUGGAUAUGGUGCGCCGAGCAUCACAUCAUACACGACCAAGACACUGACAACAGGUGGCUCCACCACACUCCAAGGCAAGAACUUCUUCAAUGACCUGACCAACAUGACCGUCACCAUGGACGGUGUGGCGAUUCAAAUCGCCAAGGCGUCCAAUACCGACAUCCAGGUGACCAUCCCCACGGGCACUGGCAAGCAUCAGUUGCAGGUGAUACUCGGUGGUGUGGCCUCGUCCAAGUUUGCCUACGACUACGCCGCCCCCACAAUCACCAACACGAACUUGGACAAGUUUGGAGUGUUUGUGAUCCAGGGUACAUCAUUCGGAAACAACCUUACUGCGCUAUCAAUCGAGGGCAUGACCUACACCAAGCUAUUCAUCAUUGAACCACAUGUAUCGAUUGGAGUGUUGGUCAGUGCUCCUGGUAACUACACAAUCCGCGUCAAUGUUGAUGGCGCAUACUCCACACCACAGCUUGUGACAGUCACUGCCUUUGUCCCCAAGGUAGACACAUACUCGGACAUCGAGUUCGGUCAAAAUGGCAACGUCACUCUCUAUGGCAACUUCUUUGUCGAUGCCUCCGUAGCCAACAACAAUGACACCAGAUCACCAAUCAGACACUACUCCUCUGUGGCGUCGACCUCAGUUACAGACGGUGCCGCUGGCAACAUCACAGACGUCAGGGUGACCAUUGGUGGACAGACAUGUACCGUGUUGGUGUUCCUCUCCAACAAGAUUGUCUGUUUGUUCAAUGCCAGUGUGACACCAACCAACAACUUCGGCAUGCCCAUCGUGUUCACGAUCUUGAGCACCAAUCAAACAUUCACUCAGGACAUCUUCUACUACUAUCAAGCCAAACAAUGUCCAUCAUACCUUGGUCGUCUCUGCAAUGGCCAAGGCACAUGUGAUCCCAAGACUGGCCAAUGUGGCUGUGUUUUGCCAUACGGCAGCGCAGACUGCUCUGUCAAGAUGUCUACGUCCGAGCCACCUGUCACACCAGUUGUCUCUAACACAGCCGUCACAUCAAUCUCAUCGUCAUCAGUCUCGUACGAUGUUGGAGUGGAGUACAUUCGCGAGGUCACCACCGGUGGUCCAUCAAACGUGUUGUCGAUGCGUAAUGCAGUAUGGAAGGCCGACACAUCCAACCCAAACAAACAGAACUUUAUCGCCACGUUCCCCAACAGCACAUGUGUUGUCGACGUCACAACCACACUGUUCAAUCGAUCGCAGACCGUUGAGUUUGCCGGCGAGUCAAUGUCGAUAUCCGCCAACUCUGUCAAGUACCUGAUCACAAUAACUGGCUUCCCAUUCGUGUCCAAGUUGAACUCGCUGCAGGUGGUGUAUCGCGCCAACGCGGCGUCGGCCACCAACCAAAAGGCCAGCCCAUGUGCCAAGGUUGUCCAGACCAACGACACGGACUGGUAUGAGAUCCGCUCGCAAAACUCCAUCCUGUCGGUGCGUUUCUCAAAGCGCGCCAUCGUCGACGGCAGAUAUUCAACAGCAAGUCUGGCGGCUCUCCUCCCGACUGAUGAACUCUACGCAAUGUCCUCCUCAGUGGACAAGCUGAUGGUAUUGACUGCCAUGGAAGUGCCACCAUUCGACAAGACUCUGGUGGUCGAUCCCAACGUCGCAAUGUUGCUACGUGAGGACAAUGAUGAGAGCAUCUGUCCAUCGGGUGGUAACAAACGUACAUGGUUGCUGCCAGUCAUUGUGGCGAGUGCUGUUGUGGGUGCAAUCAUCAUAGUUGUGGCCUCAAUACUUAUUGUCCGUCGUGCACUUAUGGGUCGACGACUCAAAGAUGUUGUAAUGACCUCAAUAAAUAAGUAA